Colletotrichum chrysophilum is the source of this 366-nucleotide messenger RNA. RefSeq lists its product as uncharacterized. The coding region runs from base 1 to 366 and encodes 121 amino acids. The record is from RefSeq and is a predicted model, not a curated record. NCBI's taxonomy places the organism in Eukaryota, Fungi, Ascomycota, Sordariomycetes, Glomerellales, Glomerellaceae. The transcript has 5 exons.
AUGUCUGCCUCGUUAGCACCCGAAUGCAAUGAAGUCAAGGAACGCUACGACACGUGCUUCCUGAAAUGGUACAGCGAAAAGUACCUGAGGGGCACCGGCACGGAUAACAAUGAGUGCGCCGACUUGUUCAAGAACUACCAAAAGUGCCUGACGGUGGCGUUGAAGGAACGCGGAAUAGACAAGCUUCUGGAUGAGGCACGGGAGGACAGCAAAGAGAGCGACGCGACGUACUUGGGCCGCAAAUGUGGCAUCAUCGUUAUGCUGUUGCAAAGGUACACUGCAAUGUACUUGGCAGCACUGCCAACGGCAAAGAUUGAGAUCAGCCCGGGUCUCCAUCAACGCAAUGCAUACUGCGAGAAGAUCUGA